CUUCUUCGGAAUGUGUAUUUGUGUUAUUUGACUUGUACAAAAAAUAAUUCUAUUACAUAAAAUCUGUUAAAACAUACUCUUUGAAUAAUAUUUCAUCACCUAAUUUAUUUAGGUCCUGAAGUUUUAAAUUAAUUUAGAUAUUUUGUAUCAUAUUAUUUUAUUCAAUGUUUAGCAGUAAAAUUCAACUACAGAAACGUACUCCUAGAAAUGGUACUGAUCGUGAAAGUUUUCUAUCAUUAUUAGUAGACGAGUAUAUUAAUUCCUCUUCAUAUGAUGCUAAGUGUCAAGUUUUAGCUAAUUUGGCCAAUUUUGCAUAUGAUCCAAUAAACUAUGCAUACAUUAGAGAAGUUGGAGUCUUGGACAUUUUUCUACAUGUUAUGAAAAAUGAAACAAAUGAAACAUUAUUACAAUUUGCAUGUGCAGGCAUUUGCAAUCUGUGUUCAGACCCACUGAAUGCUGAGUAUAUCUUGACACAAAAUGGAGUAAAGCCAAUAAUAGCAUUACUAAAUUCAAAUAAUCAAGUAGCGGCUGAUGCACUAACAAGUUUGAUAUAUCUGUAUAAUGACCAAACUAAAUCAGAAAUAAAUACUUUUGAGACCAUCCAAUUAAUAAAAACACUGAAAGAAAGAAAAGAUAGUAUUUUAGCUAACCUUGCUAAUAUAUUUUUGGAAGAUAUUUGCAGUACAAAAUAAAAUGUUGGUAAUUGUUUAAACAAAAAUAAUUUCAUAAUGAAUAAAAUAUUGUCAAAUAGAUUCCCAUACAUUGCGGUGAAUAACAAGAACUAUCAAAAGAUAUGCAAGAUUCAUACAACAUCAUUUAGUAGCUCGGCUUUCAAGGCUGGCGACAAAAUUAGAAUACAAAAGACAUUGACACAAAAAGAUCUAGAUGCAUUCUCUAAUUUAACAAGUGAUCACAAUUAUUUACAUCAAAACAGUGGUAAUAAAAGACCAAUUGUUCAUGGGGCAUUAUUAAAUGGGCUUGUGGCAGGCCUUAUAGGCACACACUUGCCAGGGCCAGGCACAGUGCUAGUGUCACAAACUAUGAAGUUUCCCAAUAAAUGCUUUGUUGGUGAAAAAUUGACUAUCAGUGUAGAACUGGUUGAUGUGAGGAAAAUACUCAAAGUAAAGUUUUACUGUAUUGUUGAAGAGGAAAAGAAGGUUGUGUUUGAGGGUGAGGCUAAAUUGGUGUUAGCCAAAGACUGUUAGGAAUAAAGUGAAAUGGUUAUAUCUUUAAAGUAAUUUAUUAUUAAUUUAUAAGAUUAGGUCUUAUGAAUACCGGAAAAUUGUAGAUCUAACAGGCUAAUAAAAUACACAAAUAUAGUAUCUAUGUAUUUUGAAUAGAGUUCAAUGGGCUUUUAUUAACAUGUGCCAAUAAAAUGUUAAUUUUCGAAAAUUAUAUUUAGGGAAUAGUCAUAAAGUACAAUUUAGCUCUACAUUAGAUUAAUAUAAAUCUAAGUAAUAAUCUAAAUAUUAAGAUAUGCUUGAAUAAAUGAAACACCAGAGAUCUAAACCAAUCAUAAAUUCUAUUCUGUCCAUGUAUUGUCCAUUAUUAUACAAUUAAUCAAAACUAAUUAAGACUGAUAGUCUCUAGCUCAUAAUUUAUUUGUAAAUAUAUCCUUUGAACCUGUAUUAAUAAAAUACUUGAGGUUACAAUGUUUUAUAAUUUUAAAAUACUUAUAUUUUUAAUGUUAUAAACUUCUGUUAUGUUAUAUUCUAUUUGUAAAACGAAAUUCUGCGCAGAAAAGCCUGACGAUAAUUUAAAUUAUAUUGAUUACUAUUAAUUUAGUUAAAUAUCAAAUUUCAUUCCGUUUCUUGGGAAAAUUUUAGUACAAUAGUUUAUAUAAUAUUCAUUGUGCUAUAUAAAAACAAAAAAAGGAUGAAAUGGCACAUAACGCUAUUGUUAAGUGUAAAUAUAUUUUUGGGUGUGGAUAUGCAUUCAUAAAUAUCUUAUAAAUAUCAAUAGUUAAAAAGAUUAAGUUGUUUUAUAGCUUGGUUCCGUUUGUCAACGGCUUUUCUAUUAUACAAUUUGUAUUAUUCGUCUAUAUAAAUUAAAUUUGAAAUUAUAUAGAUUUUAAAUGCCAUGGUAUGAAUACAUUCAUACAUUAAACACUUUCUUUUUGACCCUGUAUUGUUUUGGUCAGAAUACUAUUUCUUAGUAUUAUGUAUAGUUACAAAUUUUCAGGUUAGAAUUGUUUUCUUGUACUUUUUGUUACUGUUUGUAUUUUUUGUUUAUUAAACUCACUUGUUGUGUUGUUUCUUUUUUCAUAUUGUGUAAAUUGUAGUAAUUAGAGAUAUACCUUCUAAACAAUGUACGUUUUUUGAAAUAGCGUAGAAGUGUACUAAAUGUUAGACAUUUCUUAGGAUUUUUGAAAAUUUCUUAAAACUUUGGCUAGAGUAGUGUGCUUUUUAAAAUUUUUGGUCAAUAUAUUAUAAAUUACUUAGAUCCCAUUUAUUGAGGGCUGUGAAUUAGUUUAUAAAGUUGAAAAUAUAAUGCCACAUUA
Molecule: messenger RNA, 2500 nt
Organism: Achroia grisella
Lineage: Eukaryota; Metazoa; Arthropoda; Insecta; Lepidoptera; Pyralidae
Product: armadillo repeat-containing protein 7-like
Exons: 3
Coding region: 165-692 (175 amino acids)
Molecular function (GO): protein binding
Source: RefSeq, a predicted model, not a curated record